Lachancea sp. 'fantastica' is the source of this 1791-nucleotide messenger RNA. Lineage: Eukaryota; Fungi; Ascomycota; Saccharomycetes; Saccharomycetales; Saccharomycetaceae. The record is from the annotation of a GenBank genome assembly.
AUGAGCCAGCAACGCGUUUAUGGUGUCACAGGCCCAAUUUCUACGAGCGGUCCUACGGCGGCGGAGAACCAGCUGAAUGACGCUUUGAUACAAGAACUCAAAAAACAAAAGUCGUUCGAAUCUGAAGAAGACACCAAGAAGCGAGUAGAGGUUUUGAAAACUCUGCAGGAACUUACGGAGGCAUUCAUAUAUGAGGUUUCCAAAAAGCGCAACAUGUCUGAUGGAAUGGCGAAAGACGCAGGCGGCAAAAUCUUCACUUUUGGCUCCUACAGAUUGGGUGUUCACGGACCUGGAAGUGAUAUUGAUACGCUAAUUGUAAUGCCCAAACACGUCACUCGGGAAGACUUUUUUACGGUGUUCGACCAAAUGUUGAGGAAAAGGCCUGAACUGGACGAAAUUGCGCCUGUCCCAGAAGCCUUUGUUCCCAUCAUCAAAGUCGUAUUUAGCGGCAUCUCCAUUGAUUUGAUAUGUGCACAUUUGGAUAUCGCACAAGUUCCUGCAAAUCUCACCCUGUCGGAUAAAAAUCUGCUUAGAAAUUUGGACGAAAAAGAUCUUAGAGCCCUGAACGGAACAAGAGUGACUGAUGAGAUUCUUCAGUUGGUGCCAAAACCAACCGCUUUCAAAAUUGCGCUUCGUGCAAUCAAGCUCUGGGCACAAAGAAGGGCAGUGUACGCCAAUGUGUUUGGUUUUCCCGGUGGUGUGGCCUGGGCGAUGCUUGUUGCAAGAAUAUGUCAGUUGUACCCCAAUGCAUGCAGCGCUGUGAUUCUGGCUCGUUUUUUUCAUAUUCUAACAAAAUGGAACUGGCCGCAGCCAGUCUUACUUAAGCCCAUCGAGGACGGCCCUCUGCAAGUACGCGUGUGGAAUCCAAGAAUAUACGCACAAGAUAGGUCUCAUAGAAUGCCUGUUAUCACCCCCGCUUACCCGUCAAUGUGUGCGACCCACAAUAUCAGUGACUCCACAAAGAAGGUAAUUCUAGCUGAACUUGAAAGAGGAGCUGAGGUUACCAAUGAAAUUUUUACGAACAAGAAAACGUGGACGGACCUCUUCAAGAAGCAUGAUUUUUUUUACCGCUACAAAUUUUACCUUACCGUGAUGGUAUCUACCACAGGGUCGAGUGAACAGCACUUAAAAUGGAGCGGCCUGGUUGAAAGUAAGCUGCGUCUGCUGGUUCAAAAGCUAGAAGUUCUAAGCGGAAUAAAUUUAGCGCAUCCUUUUACCAAGCCAUUUGAGGCAUCCUAUAUUUAUGACACAGAAGCUCAGUGCAAAGACAUUAUCGAUAAUUACGGCACUUUCAAGACGCAAAACGUUUUAGAGCAAUACACCGAAGUUAAUGACCAAAACAAAGACAGUGAUGUUAUCAAAGACAAGAAGCAAGUUCAUAUCACAACCAUGUACAUUGGACUCGACGUUUCUGCAGAUGCGAAAAACCAAGUUGACAUACACGUUCCAUGCUCUGACUUCUUCAAUUUAUGUCGCUCAUUUAGUGAGUUUGACGACACAGACAUUUUCUCGCUGAUGAUAAAGUAUGUCAAAUUACAUGACUUGCCCAAUAACGUUUACGACAAAGACGAAGAGAGGCCGGUGAAGCAUAGUAAAAGGAAAAAGCAGGAUAGAGAAGGUAAGAAACUCAAGCGGCCAAAGUCCAGCUCUCAGAAAGCAGAUGAAGCUAACGCCACGCCUAAUGAACCCCACACCGAAAAUCGUCUGAAAGAUCAAGACACCUCUCAGGCACCAAGCUCUCAGGUAAACCAGGCUUCCGCGCUCACUGCCACUACAUCGGGUGCCAGCUGA